GUUCUAUUCCAAGUUCAGUAGGAAAUCUCCCGGUACUGGGCUUUCUUAGUCUUGCCACAAAUAACCUGACAGGGAGUAUUCCAGCAUUACAUAAUCUUUCAUAUCUCUCGGAACUCAAUUUGGCAAACAAUGGCCUGACAGGAUGCAUCCCACCUGGGUUAGGGGAACCUCACAUCACUCUCUGCCAUAUCUCUUAGCCGAAACCAUCUAACUGGCCAAAUUCCAGCAUCACUAGGGAACCUCAACUUGCUUGAACUCCUUUAUCUGGCAUUCAAUAAUCUUACAGGUCUCAUACCUCACUCCAUUGGAAACCUACACUCGCUCGCUGAAAUUGACCUCGAAAACAAUGAACUAAGAGGGCCAUUGCUUCCCUUGCUAUUCAAUCUUUCGUACCUCCAAGUUACCAAUGUAGAAAGCAAUUAUAACCUCAAUGGGUCUUUUCCAUUUGACAUGGGAAACAACCUUCCAGGUCAGGUCUUCCUUGCAGCUUAUAAUCAAUUCCAUGGUCCUAUUCCUCCCUCUUUGUGCAAUGCCUCUAUGAUUCAAAUGAUCCAGCUCCUUCAUAACUCCCUAACAGGAACAAUUCCCAGUUGCCUAGGUAUUCGCUUGAGGAGCUUGUCCGUAUUAACCAUUGCCGAAAACCAUAUUCGAGCAACACAAGAUGCCGACUGGGGCUUUGUGUCCAGCCUAAGCAAUUGCAGUAAUUUGCAGGUGUUGGAUUUAGGUGGUAAUAUGCUUGAAGGUGAAAUACCAAGUUCGGUAGGCACCCUCUCCACAAAUCUAGAAUUUCUUAACAUGCAAGAUAACAGCAUAACGGGGAAGAUUCCUGAAGUAGUGGCGAACUUGACCAAUCUGCGCGCACUUUUUCUAGAUAGUAACCAUUUAGAGGGUACUAUUCCAACCUCUCUUGGCAAGUUGAAGAGACUAAAUUUGUUAAACCUAGGAAUGAGUGACCUAUCAGGAUUGAUUCCUCCCACAUUCGGCAAUCUUACACAACUAAGCAAACUUUAUCUUGGUGGCAACAUGCUUACUGGAAGCAUACCUUCUAGUCUAUAGGGUGUCCAUUACAAAAAUUAGACCUUUCAAACAACAGCCUUGUUGGUCCAAUACCUAGGGACCUAUUCCUCAUAAACACAUUGUCCAUUAUAUGAGAAUCCAAAAGAAUCUAUUAACCGGGGAUUUGCCUAUAGAAUUAGGUAACCUAAAGAAUAUUGGGGAACUUGAUUUCUCCGGUAAUCUGAUAUCUGGAGAGAUUCCGAUCUCGCUUGGAGGGUGCCAGACCUUGCAGUUUCUGAAUGUAUCUCGGAACAACCUUCAAGGGACAAUUCCGUCAUCAAUCAUGCAGAUGAAAGCCCUAUUGAUGCUUGAUCUUUCCCAUAAUAAUCUCUCAGGGAGCAUUCCUGGCUUCCUGGAGCAUGGAAGGGCUUGCUAGUUUGAAUCUCUCAUUCAACAACUUGGAGGGUGAGGUUCCAGCAGAUGGGAUCUUCAGCAAGGCAGCUUCCGCCUCAGCCUCAAUUAUGGGAAACGAUGGCCUGUGUGAUGGAAUCCCUCAACUGAAGUUGCCACAUUGCUCCAACCUCACCACCAUGAAACCAACUCAGAGACUGGUCAUAAUAUUGUCCAUAUGUGGAGCAGUCCUACUUACUGCAUUAGUAUUUGCACUGUCGACAUUCUACAGUAAGAGCAGGAAGAUGAAAGCAAACAAGCAGACAUCAUCCAUAGGCGAGCAAUAUUUAAGGGUUUCUUAUGCUGAAGUGGUCAGUGCAACUAAUAGUUUUGCUUCAGAGAACCUCCUUGGUGCAGGAAGCUUUGGCUCGGUGUACAAGGGAACAAUGAGGAUAGAUGACCACCAAGUAGUGAUUGCUGUGAAGGUGCUCAACCUCACACAGCGAGGUGCAUCUCGAAGUUUUGUUGCAGAAUGUGAGACCCUGAAAUGUGUUCGACAUAGGAAUCUUAUGAAGAUAUUGACAGUGUGCUCAAGUAUUGAUUCUCAAAGCCAUGACUUCAAGGCCCUCGUGUAUGAACACCUACCAAAUGGAAAUUUAGACAAAUGGCUAAACAACCAUCCCAUAGAAGAUGGUGAAAAUAGGUCACCGGAUCUCCGUGUGAGACUGCAGAUUGCAAUUGAUGUAGCAUCAUCACUCGAAUACCUUCACCAACAUAAGCCAAUACCAAUUAUUCACUGUGAUCUUAAGCCCAGCAAUGUUCUCCUCGAUGGUGAAAUGAUUGCUUAUGUUGGUGAUUUUGGGCUUGCAAGGUUUCUACAUCAAGACUCAGAGAAAUCAACUAGUUGGGCAUCAAUGAGAGGCACAAUAGGCUAUGCCGCUCCAGGUGAGCUUUUAGCAUUUGUAGCACUUAACUCUCUUCUAAAAUAA
This is a messenger RNA of Triticum urartu, 2375 nucleotides long. NCBI's taxonomy places the organism in Eukaryota, Viridiplantae, Streptophyta, Magnoliopsida, Poales, Poaceae. The record is from RefSeq and is a predicted model, not a curated record.